AAACAUAACCAGAGAAGACAUAACCACAUAAUUUUACGUUUUUAUAACUAUUAAAACAGCUGUAAAUUAAUGAUGGUUAUUUAAAAAACAUUUAUAUUGCAGUUAUUUCGAUUAUUACAAUAUGUCUGAAAAACGUCCUAAUAGUUUUGGAUCAUACAGUCCUGGGAAAAAGGCGCGAACUGCGGAUAUUCGACGACCUCCAAUACUUAAGGUUAAUCCUAAAGAUACAACUCUUAAGUUUCAACAGUUGGAAAUAGAUCAUUAUAUUGAUAAACCAUUCCGUGGAAUGCCUGGAGCUCAGACAGGAUCAGUACCGGUUAUGCGAAUAUUUGGUGUUACUGAGAAAGAAAACAGCGUGUGUCUACAUAUUCACGGUUUUUCUCCUUAUUUUUAUGUUUCUUUGCCACAGGCGUUUGAAGAAGAUGAAAUAUCUGCUUUUAAGGAUAAGUUAAAUGCUGCAGUAUUUGCGGAUAUGCGAGGAAAUAAAGACACGACAGAACCUAUUUUAUUUAUGGAAAUAGUAAAGGGUAAAUCAUUGAUGGAAUAUACAGGAGAUGAUAAUCAAAAGUUUAUGAGAAUAACUGUUGCAUUACCAAAACUAGUAGCAUCAACCAAGAGAAUUUUAGAGACUACUACUGUAUAUCAACCUUUAUCUCUUCAUCAGUUUGUUUUCUAUGAAGCUAAUAUUGAUAUCGAUUUGAGAUUUAUGGUUGAUACGAAGGUUUUGGGUUGUACAUGGAUAGAAUUACCAGCUGGAAAGUGGUUUAGACGUACUGAACAUACUGAGAGACCCAUAAGUUCAGCAUGUCAAAUUGAGGGUGAUAUUGCAUGGACGGACUUUAUAGCCCAUAAUCCAGAAGGAGAAUGGGCAAAAGUUGCUCCUUUUAGAAUAUUAAGUUUUGAUAUUGAAUGUGCAGGACGAAAAGGUAUUUUUCCUGAGCCAAAUAUCGAUCCUGUAAUACAGAUCGCAAAUGUAAUUCAAUUACAUGGCAGCAAGGAACCGUUUCAUAGGAAUGUAUUCACCUUAAAUACUUGCGCGCCAAUAAGUCAUGCUGAGGUUUUCUGCUAUGAUAAAGAAGAAAAUAUGUUGUCUGCAUGGGCAGAUUUCGUUCGUAAAGUGGAUCCAGAUAUUCUAAGUGGUUAUAACAUCAAUAAUUUUGAUUUGCCAUAUUUACUGGACAGGGCCAAGCAUUUUAAAUUAAAGACUUUUGAUUUCUUAGGAAGAAUAUUAUCUGUUAGAUCAGUCAUAAAAGAAACGAUGAAUCAAACGAAGGUCGGAAAACGUUUGUUUAAAUCAGUGAAUGUGGAUGGUCGGAUUGUCUAUGACAUGUUAACUGUUGUUAAACGAGAUUUCAAAUUACGAUCGUAUACUUUAAACAAUGUUUGUCAGGAAAUAUUGGGGGAACAAAAGGAAGAUGUACAUUACAGUAUCAUAACCGAUUUGCAAAAUGGUGACGAUCAGACUAGACGCAGAUUGGCAGUUUAUUGUAUAAAAGAUGCUGAUUUGCCGCUACGAUUAAUGAAUCACGUUAAAAGUUUUACUAAUGAUGUGGAAAUGGCAAGGGUAACGGGGGUUCCGAUAACAAGUUUACUAACAAAAGGAGAGCAGGUUAAAGUUGUCGCACAACUUUUAAGACACGCUCAAGAUGCAGGCUACUUUAUGCCAACACAUCAUCAAAGUAUUAGUUCUGAUCAAUAUGAGGGUGCUACAGUAAUCGAACCUAUACGUGGCUACUAUACCAAUCCCAUUGCAACAUUAGAUUUCAGUUCUCUAUAUCCCAGUAUUAUGAUAGCGCAUAAUUUAUGUUAUACAACUUUAUUAAGAACAUCUUCUGCUGAAAAAUUGGGUUUGAAUCCCGAUCAAGUGACAACAACUCCAGCUAAUAACAAGUUUGUAAAAGCAAGUGUUAGGCGGGGGUUGCUGCCUCAAAUUUUGGAGCAGCUUUUAGCUGCUCGCAAACGAGCCAAGACUCAAUUAAAAGAAGAAACAGAUCCUGUAAUGAGGGCCGUGCUAGAUGGUAAACAGUUGGCUUUAAAAAUUUCUGCCAAUUCGGUUUAUGGCUUUACUGGGGCCCAAGUUGGAAAAUUACCCUGUUUGGAAAUAUCGGGUAGUGUUACUGCGUACGGUCGUUCCAUGAUUGAGCAGACACGCCAAGAGGUUGAACAACACUAUAAUGUUAAAAAUGGUUACGAAAAUGACGCUAAAGUUAUUUAUGGUGACACAGACUCCGUCAUGGUGAAUUUUAAAGUGAGUGACAUACAGAGAAGCAUGGAAUUAGGAAAAGAAGCUGCGGAAUUGAUCAGUAGCAAAUUCGUAAAACCCAUUAAAUUAGAAUUUGAAAAAGUAUAUUUUCCGUAUUUAUUGAUAAACAAAAAACGCUAUGCUGGUUUAUAUUUCACAAAACCAGACAAAUAUGACAAAAUGGAUUGCAAAGGAAUAGAAACAGUACGAAGAGACAAUUGUACUUUGGUAGUUGAUGUCAUUAGCACUUGUUUACAAAAGCUACUAAUUCAUAGGGAUCCGGAUGGUGCUGUGUCUUAUGCAAAAGAAGUAAUAUCAAAUUUGCUUCAGAAUAAUGUAGACAUUUCAAAAUUAGUUAUAACUAAAGAACUUACUAAAGACGAUUAUGCUGCAAAACAGGCUCAUGUGGAGUUGGCUAAGAAAAUUGCCAAAAGAGAUCCAGGUAAUGCUCCAAAAUUGGGUGAUCGGAUUCCUUAUGUUAUCAUUGCAGCAACAAAAAGUGCAAGAGCUUACGAGAAAGCUGAGGAUCCUAUUUACGUGCUAGAAAAUAAUAUUCCAAUAGAUUCGAAUUAUUACCUAGAGAAUCAGUUAUCGAAACCAUUAGUGAGAAUUUUUCAACCAGUGCUUGGCGACAAUGCAGAGUCUAUAUUACUUCGAGGGGAGCAUACAAGAACGAGAACAUUUGUAACUUCGAGGGUCGGAGCCCUAGCGGCUUUUACUCAGAAAAAGGAAACGUGUAUGGGUUGUCGAUCAGUAUUACCAAAGGGAUAUGAAAAUGAACCUCUUUGUGCUUACUGUAAACCCAAGGAAGCAACUUAUUAUAAACAAGAGUUGGGGUAUCACAGGUUGCUAGAAGAAAGAUUCUCAAAACUAUUUACAGAAUGCCAGAGGUGCAUGGGUUCUCUUCAUCAAGAAAUAUUAUGUACAAGCAGGGACUGCCCAAUUUUUUAUAUUAGAAAAAAAGUACAAAUAGAAUUGGAAGCAGCAAAUAAAAGGAUUGCAAGGUUUGGUGAUGUUUUUGAAGAAGAGGAAUUGGACUUUUGAUAAUUUUACUCAGUAAGUUGAAUUAAAUAAUUAAAUGCGUGCAUUCAAAAAGUAUUGUUAAUC
Agrilus planipennis (emerald ash borer) is the source of this 3349-nucleotide messenger RNA. RefSeq names its product DNA polymerase delta catalytic subunit (gene PolD1). The transcript is spliced from 15 exons. The record is from RefSeq and is a predicted model, not a curated record. Gene Ontology annotation, molecular function: nucleotide binding; DNA binding; DNA-directed DNA polymerase activity. Gene Ontology annotation, biological process: base-excision repair, gap-filling; DNA-templated DNA replication; nucleotide-excision repair, DNA gap filling. Bases 122 to 3286 code for a protein of 1054 amino acids. Gene Ontology annotation, cellular component: delta DNA polymerase complex. Lineage: Eukaryota; Metazoa; Arthropoda; Insecta; Coleoptera; Buprestidae.